CCGUAGGUACGGCGAUGUGCCUACGUAGUCUGGUUAUCGGAUUAUUUUCCUGUAUCUCAUUACGUAUUGUUGAGUCUGAAUGCAGACUAAUCAAUUGAGAGUGGAUUUUGUAAAUAAAUAAUAAAUAAUCGGCUGACAGCUCGGCGCGUGGUGGGGGCUGAGAUUUUCUUCUCAAUUUCCAACUUUCAGAAGCCUCGCAGAGGGUCCAGCUUGAUUCAAAAUGUUAUCCAGUACUUAUAAACCUCUACGUAAUGAAUGUGAUGAGGGAGUCGAAAGUGCCGAGAUGUUUUUCCAACCUCUGCCAGGCCAGACCUUAUUAUCGAUCCCCUCUUUCCCACCAGCAGAAACCACAGUCAUCACCUCUAGGAACCAGCCUAAGGAUUACCAGAUACUGGCUAUCUUCGUCACGCUCUUUUGCUGUCUACCGCUCGGCAUUCUGGGAUUGGUCAAGUCCAGCGAGGUCAGAAGGAGGUCGGCUGUUGGCGACUCCUUCGGUGCCCAUCAGGCUAGCUAUCGAGCCAAGAGUCUGGCCUACGCAGGCCUGGGUGUGGGACUACUACUCUGGGUCUGCAGCUUGACCGCCUUCAUCGUCUACGCUGUCCAGUUCUUCAGUGAACAUAAGCUUCCGGAUCAGAGCUUCAAGUACGAGUUUGUGACGAUCGUUGUUCCGAUCGGCAAAUGAAAGGGAGGAAUUAAGCAUUUGUGUGGUUUUUGUAAAUGCAUUCGUGUAAUUUGUGUAAUUUGCUUCAAUAGUUCUGAAGAAAAAUUUUCAAGCUCCCUUGUGCCAUCAACAGUAUUUUUUAAACUGAAUUCCAUUAACGAAUACUUCUACGCAAGUACUUUUUCAACACAGUAUAUUUUUUUUGUUUAAUUUCUUUUUUAUAGAAAGACCAACAGUACAGGGUAUAUUUAUUGAGCCCAGAUAUCUUUUAUUUCUUGCAGUACAAUUUAUCAAAGUUUAUUUGAUGCUGCAUCAAUGAACAUUUUCUUCUUUUUUUUUUACCACUGCCCGGCCAUUUUUAAUAAAUGGAAUUUGUUCAAAGGCUGAAAGCUUCAUUAACCUUAUCCCACCUAAUUGCUUAAAGAAAAUCUAGAUUUGAUUGAUUGUCAUGGAUAUAGAACUGAAAGCCCUGGCACAUAUACCAAAGAAAACAGUUUGAUAGAUUGCUUGGUCAACUGUGUUGGAUUUUGACAGGUGCAGGAAGACUUCUAACAAAAAACUGCAUGGGCUGUAUCUGGGCCCAA
Messenger RNA from Patiria miniata (bat star), 1245 nucleotides. Its product is annotated as proline rich transmembrane protein 1B-like. The transcript has 4 exons. Bases 221 to 682 code for a protein of 153 amino acids. Lineage: Eukaryota; Metazoa; Echinodermata; Asteroidea; Valvatida; Asterinidae. The record is from RefSeq and is a predicted model, not a curated record. Gene Ontology annotation, cellular component: membrane.